AACUGAGCCAGUGCUAGCUGAGCUGAGCCAAGCCAAGUUCAGAAAGAGGGUGCGUAACUGAAAGUGCGAUGACGUCCGAAGUGGAAGAGAUAUUCAAGAAACUGAAAGACCAGGACGGAGUCGUCGGAGUAGUAGUCACCACGUCUGAAGGAGCGCCCAUCAAAACAUCAUUUGACAAUGUAACAACAAUGCAAUAUGCCACCCUUGUGACACGGCUGUGUGAGCAGGCACGAAGCACCCUGCGGGACCUAGAACCUGGAAACGACUUGACAUUCCUCAGGAUGCGGACCAAAAAGCAUGAAAUCAUGAUAUCGCCAGAUAAGAACUAUUUCUUGGUUGUGGUUCAGAAUCCAUCUGGAUGAAUAAAAGAUGACAGA
Rhipicephalus sanguineus (brown dog tick) is the source of this 377-nucleotide messenger RNA. Its product is annotated as dynein light chain roadblock-type 1. Lineage: Eukaryota; Metazoa; Arthropoda; Arachnida; Ixodida; Ixodidae. The transcript is spliced from 4 exons. Gene Ontology annotation, molecular function: dynein intermediate chain binding. The coding region runs from base 69 to 362 and encodes 97 amino acids. The record is from RefSeq and is a predicted model, not a curated record. Gene Ontology annotation, biological process: microtubule-based movement. Gene Ontology annotation, cellular component: cytoplasmic dynein complex; cytoplasm; centrosome.